CUUCCAGACAUUUUAGUUGAUUAGGAAAAAUGGCCCUUCGCGUGUUCGGCACCCUGGCCUUGGGCAAGCUGGGCCUGCAGACCCAGGUCAUGCAGGCUGCCGGCACGACGGCCGCGCGGGCCUUCGCGACGGUUGUGCAGGGCUACAAGUACGCUGCUUCACACGAAUGGGCCAAGGUUGAUGGCGAAACCGCCACGGUUGGCAUUUCUGAUCACGCCCAGGCUGAGCUGGGCGAUGUGGUGUACGUGGAGCUGCCCGAUGUGGGCAAGCAGGUCAAGCAAGGAGAGACGUUCGGUGUGGUUGAGUCCGUCAAGGCUGCUAGCGACAUCUACUCGCCUGUGAGCGGUGAGGUCGUGGAGGUCAACCAAGCUCUUGUCGACAAGCCCGGAACGGUGAACACCUCGCCUUUCCAGGAUGGGUGGAUCAUCAAGGUGAAGUUGUCUGACAAGGCCGAGCUUGGAAGCCUGUUGGACGCGGACGCUUACUCCAAGGAGUGUGAGAAGCAUUAAGCAGGGACGUACGGCAACAGCACAACAUGGUCUCUGGAAUUCGCUCCUGUAGCUGCUGCCUGUAGUAGAGUGUUGGCCCCGGUGCGAGGAGGCAUUUUUUGGUAUGGACAUAGCCCAUCGCUGGAGGGUAUGCGAAGAGGCGAACAUGCAGAGGGACCAUCAAGCCUGCCGUUUGGGAUCUACGAGGGGUGUAGACUGCACACGCAUGGGCCUAGUAGGUCGCCAAGCACAGAAAGCACUGCAGGAGGGCCUGUAGGAAGGAUUGGGUUGGACGCGCAUAGCGGCCACCAUGCUCGUCGCUUGCAGCCAUGCACCAUGGCCCUGCAGGAAUAGUUUGGCAUUGCAGGCGACAAUGGUUUCGGUGGUACGGGCUUUUGUGGAGGAGAUUGGCGCAAUGUGCCCUGACUGUUUGGAUAA
Astrephomene gubernaculifera is the source of this 926-nucleotide messenger RNA. The record is from the annotation of a GenBank genome assembly. NCBI's taxonomy places the organism in Eukaryota, Viridiplantae, Chlorophyta, Chlorophyceae, Chlamydomonadales, Astrephomenaceae.